Molecule: messenger RNA, 1473 nt
Organism: Saccostrea cuccullata (small rock oyster)
Lineage: Eukaryota; Metazoa; Mollusca; Bivalvia; Ostreida; Ostreidae
Product: ionotropic receptor 25a-like
Exons: 4
Coding region: 85-1224 (379 amino acids)
Biological process (GO): synaptic transmission, glutamatergic; modulation of chemical synaptic transmission
Cellular component (GO): postsynaptic density membrane; plasma membrane
Molecular function (GO): glutamate receptor activity; transmitter-gated monoatomic ion channel activity involved in regulation of postsynaptic membrane potential
Source: RefSeq, a predicted model, not a curated record
GCCCCCGUGUCUGUAACAGCCGAGAGAGAACAAGUGAUUGAUUUUACCAACCCUUACUAUGAUUAUGCGGGUUUACAGAUCCUGAUGAGCGGCACCAUUGCUUCUAGCUCAAUGUUUGGAUUUGUGGACGUCUUUGACGGGCCUGUGUGGCUAGCCUGGUUCGGUUUCCUUGGUCUGACGGGUAUUAUGCUUUAUGUGUUUCACAUCCUGGUCUACCGAGUGUUUUCCAAAGAAAAGGAAAAAGAUAAGGACAAGGUGUUUACUAUCAGCGACACACUUUGGUUUCUUAUAUCUUCUAUUACCAUAUAUGGGCCAGACAAAACCCCCGGCACAUUUGCAGGAAGGGUGUUAGUAAUUGGAUUCUGGUUCUUUUGUCAAAUAAUGAUGGCGACAUACACAGCCAACCUUGCUGCAUUUAUGACAUCCAAACGUCUAACAACUGAAAUCCAUUCCAUAAACGAGCUAGCCUCUCAGAAUUCUAUUAAAUAUUCUGCAUUAGCUGGGUCUGUCAGUGAAGCUUACUUUUCCCGUAUGAAAGGCAUUGAAGAGAACUUCUUCGAGCUGUGGAAGAAUAUGAGUUACGCGAAGAGUAACGAUAGAAAUGACCUCACUGUGUGGGACUAUCCCCUCGAUGACCUUUAUUCCAGAAUGUUUUCUCAAAUCAAUGAAACGGGUUUUCUCAAAACAUCUAAGGAGGGCGUGGAUCGUGUUCUUUCGGAAGGAUUUGCAUUUAUCCACGAGACACCGAUGAUAAAGUAUGAAAUGACAAAGUACUGCAAUUUGAUCACCGUCGGAGAGGUUUUUAGUGCGAAACCUUAUGCAUUUGUUCUACAGGAAAAUUCGCCCCUAAAGGACGCAUUCAAUGCAAAAAUACUUGAACUUCAAGCCGAUGCAUACUUUGAACAAAGGAAGGAGGUGUGGUGGUCUAAAUCGGUAUCGUGUCCAAAGGAAGACGAUUCCACCACGGGACUCCCCUUCAAGAACCUCAGCGGAGUCUUCAUCCUAACAGGAGCGGGGUUCGCCACGGGGUUCCUGAUGCUUGGAAUUGAAUGUAUUGUGUUCAAAUGGAAAAAGAGAAAGGAAUCGCGUGAAAAACCACCUAAAGAGGCAUACAGCAAACCUAAGUACCCCCUCAUACCCCGCCUAACAUCGCUGAGGUCAUUGUUCAUGAAAAGCAAGAAAACAACAUCAACCAUGGAUCUAACUAUUUCGGAGGUGGAUUAAUGAUAUACAUGUACAUGUACUGUAAAAUACUUGACCAGGUUGUGCGUGGGAUAUUUUUAUUAUAUAUCUAAUAUGAAAAAAAAUACUGUUCAAUUUGUUGAUUAGUCUAAUAGACAACUGGUGCUUUUGAACGUAUGACCGUUUUAUCGAUCCCUUUGUCUCAUUGAUUACUUUUAUAUUUACAAAGUUUUGUAGAUAAAAAAAAUUUCUAUGUCUAAUGAUUUAUUGCUCAGUAAAAUUUGAAAUGGG